This is a messenger RNA of Schistocerca gregaria, 8179 nucleotides long. RefSeq names its product coronin-2B-like. Lineage: Eukaryota; Metazoa; Arthropoda; Insecta; Orthoptera; Acrididae. The coding region runs from base 445 to 2334 and encodes 629 amino acids. Gene Ontology annotation, biological process: actin filament organization. The transcript has 13 exons. Gene Ontology annotation, molecular function: actin filament binding. The record is from RefSeq and is a predicted model, not a curated record.
GAGUAACUGGCUUGAAAAGCUGAAAAUGCGACAAAUUCAAUACAGUGCUUUGCAAACGGUUCAUUGCGCAGUAUUCACUUCAUUUCUUAACACGUCUGUCAAUAGUCUCACGACAUUGAUUUAUGGUUAUAGUUCCAUUGUUACUCAAUAGAUGGAAGCAUUGUGCGCCAACAGAAGACGCCGGAGGCAGAGUAAAUAGAGCGGGGAUCAAUUUUUUGUACGAAGCAACGGUUUUAUAGCCAUGUGGUCAUGCCUGUAGCAAGCUCGAAUGUAAUGUACUGAAGAACUACGCUGUGCCUUUGAAAGAGAAUUGAUUAUUUACUUCGGCGAACGCGACAGUAGUGCGUUGCGAUAUCGGUACCUUUUUUUUUUUCCUUCCUCGCUGGUGUUCUGUCAGCAGUAGCGCUUCGCUUGACGUAAUAACAUUGAGUUACCUCGUUUGACAUGCUUGAUGUGUCGGACGUUCAUAUAGAUGCUUCCAGCGUUUUGGAUGUAAAAAAAACAUUGUCUAACAACAUGAUAGAUGUUAGAGCGUGCAAUAAACCAGUAGAGAAGCUGUGGUUUCGUGGUGUGCGGAGCUCCAAGUUCCGCCACGUGUACGGAGCCCCGGCGAAACGCGAGCACUGCUACGAAAACAUCAAGAUAACGAAAAAUGCACACGACGGCCAUUUCUGUGCAGUCAAUCCGAAGUUUGUCGCCGUCGUUACGGAGGUUGCAGGUGGUGGCACUUUCGUUGUGCUGCCAAUUUCUGAGACUGGUCGCUUGGAUUUUAAUGCCAGCAGGGUAACAGGCCACAGGGGUCCUGUCCUCGACAUUAAGUGGAAUCCUUUCAACGACAACAUCGUUGCAUCAUGUUCUGACGACUGCACGGUGAAGCUGUGGUACAUACCCGACAAUGGACUGGCCACACACCUCUCCGACUGGAUCGUGGACCUGCAUGGGCACAAACGCCGUGUCGGCUAUAUCGAGUGGCACCCGACGGCAGAGAACAUCCUCGUGAGUGCAGGCUUUGACCACCUGAUGAUUGUCUGGGACGUGGGGAGCGGCGAUGCGGUAAACGUGAUAGACUGCCAUCCCGACGUCAUCUAUUCCAUGUCGUUCAACCGUGACGGCUCGCUCAUCGCAACGACGUGCAAGGACAAGAAGCUCAGGGUCAUAGAGCCACGGAAAGGCAUAGUGUUUUCGGAAGGGGUAUGCCAUGCAGGUACCAAGGCGUGCAAGGCAGUGUUCCUGGGCAACACGGGCCGCAUCCUGACUACGGGCUUCUCCCGCCACUCGGACCGGCAGUAUGCCGUGUGGAGCCAGAGCGACCUGUCCCAGCCGCUCUGCAUAGAGACCAUCGACAGCUCCUCGGGGGUGCUGUUCCCCUACUACGACCACGACACCCGUGUGCUGUUCCUCGCAGGCAAGGGAGAUGGCAACAUCAGGUACUACGAGGUGGUUGACCAGGCCCCGUGGCUGCAUUAUUUGAACCAGUUCCUGUCUGGAUCUCCCCAGCGUGGCUUGGGAUUUAUGCCAAAGAGAGGCUGUGAUGUUCACCAGUGUGAGAUUUUCCGGUUCUACAAGCUUCAUGCAACAAAGGGGAUGUGCGAACCAAUUUCUAUGAUAGUACCUCGCAAGAGCGACCAGUUCCAGGAUGACCUGUACCCGGACACGGCAGCUCCAACACCGGCGCUCUCUGCCCAGGAGUGGCUGAGUUUCAAGAACAGGAACCCAGUUCUGAUGUCAAUGAAGACAGGUGAAAAGUCAACAAAAGCCGCCGAAGACACAGUGUGCCCUUUCCAGGACUGUAAAGGUGUGACAGUUCACACACACAAACCUCGAGUCCGUCAGCCAAGGGACAACGUGCUCCCCAUGGCUAACAACAACAACAGCCGCAAGUUUGCCUUCCUCUCCCAAGAGACAGUGCCAGAUUACCGGCCCAUCGAUGUUAAGGUUAGCCCUCCUACAGAGAAAAGCCAGAAGACAGAAAGCAACCAAACCACAAAAUUCCAGCAGCUGCAGCAGAUGUUUGCAAACAGAGCAUCUGGACAGGUCAGUACGCAAAGCAACCAAACCACAAAAUUCCAGCAGCUGCAGCAGAUGUUUGCAAACAGAGCAUCUGGACAGCCAAAUAAUAACUUGUUAAAUGAAGAAUACAAGCGAUCGUCAGAGGAGAGGGAUGAAGUCAUCGCUUUGGAUGGAAGUCCAAAGUCUCAAAACCAGUUGCAGCGGGCGUACUCUCGGCAGUGUGAAGAGCUCAAACUUCUCAAGAAGCAGCUGGCAAACCGUGAGAGGCGCGUCUCAGAGCUGGAAGAGGAAGUGCAGCGGCUGCGCAAGGCGCUCGGCAAGUAGAGACGUGCAGCGAGGAGCUGUGGAUUGGAAGCUUUCAAUGUUACCAGGGGGGUCCUGGCGAUCCCCUGCUUAAUGUUUUUAAGCUGUUUUAACACUGUUUACAUUUUAUGACCUAGCUUUGACUAGGUCAAGAGGCAAUGGACUGCUUUAGCUUAUCGACGUUCCUGUCACUAUUACACGGGCUGUUUUGUAAGUGCUGAAGAUCAGUGACAAAUGUUGGGCACUUAAACAGAGCUACAUUCUGCUUCUUUACACAUUUUGGAGGAAGCUAGCAGAACAUUGCCAGCAAAGCCAUAUUCUCGGUGCAUGUGCGCACACAUUCAGUCAGUUCGAGAGUAGUGUAAUGUUAGUGUUUCGGCGAUAUUCCUUGCUGUGUUGCUUUGCUGUAACAAAGUUUCUUAUGAUAUGCAAGUAACUGUCCUAGUAUUACAUUUUUGAUAACAGUGAAUCGAAAGAAUUGAGUCACAUCAUUUAUGUUAAUUUCUAACUCACUCUACCUGGAGUAAAUUAAAAAUACUGUUUAAAUGUCUGUAUGAAUCAUAUGAAACAUUUUUUUGUAAUUUGUUUUUGUUAUUAAUGUAUUGACAUGUGGUGUCCUUUUUGUACAGCGUCAGGAGUUCUGGAAGACUUUCUUGCCCCCUUGUAAUGAAAAGUUGCUUUGUAAUAGUCUACCAAAAUAGGAAUAACCAGUAAAAAUGUUUGUGGGUUACAUGUAUGAUGUGUAAUAUUAUUGGGAUUUAUUUCAUCUGUAACUAACAGUAUAUGCCUCGUACUAAAUUCAUACCAUUACUACUUGAUGUACUUAAAUAAAUUUGUACACAAGAUACCUAAAAGGAAAAAGAAACAACUGUGUUAGAAUAAAAAGUGUUAAAACUUGAAAGAUAUUAAGGAGAGGUACAGAAAACAAUAGCUCUGUUAAUCUUGGUUUUUGUUCAUGUAUUUAAACUCGAAUCGGUUUUUUCAUUACUUUUUUAUAAAGAACAAUUUUUAAAAAAUCCACUUAAAGAAUUAAUUCUACAGCUGUCAUAAAUUGAAUUGUACACGAACACUAUUAACCAAACAACUUAAAAUUGUGUAAAUGUGGAUUUUAUUCUUCCUGACAAUAGCUUCAGCUAUUUUCAUAUCUCCCAAUGUUAAUAUUCCUAAUCAUAAAAAUUGUUUAACUGUGCAGUAUGUUGACAAGAAAUUUGUGUGAAACUGCUUGGAAGGAAAUCUUUAUCAUUUGGCAUUUUAGCUCAGGCUGAUGACCUUAAAACAUAGCAUUUUUCCUACCAAAAUAAAUGCUACAGCCAUGAUGUAGGAAAAGUAUAACUACUGAAAUUCCCAAAUUAUUCCUGUGCACUGUUGUGUAAAAUAAUUAGUUAUUUAUUUCAUUGGGUGCAUUUAAAUUGCAAGCAGGUGCUUGGUUUCUUUGCUCUGUUAAAUUACCUUUUUCUGCAUAAUUGUGUGUUUAAUUGAAUUUGUGACAACCUGUUUUAUAUUUGAUAAAUUCACACAUGUAUAUCUGUCUGAUUAAAAACUGAGACGAAUUUGCUUCAGGUAUCUGGGUUAUUCCCAGUCUAGCACUGUUUCAGCUUGUCUCUUUUCUUCUGCCAUUUAUUUCGCUGAGAGUGUUGUUUUGCUAAUGGGGUGUGUCUGUAGUAAUUGUAAAAUCUUGCUCUGCUGAUUUUAUUUGCCAUAUCCGUAUUGCACAUCUUCAGAGUGGAGACAAGUAACAAAAUAUGAGAUUAAGAAUGUGUUAUUGUAUUGUAGAAUGUAAUCAGUGUAACUUUGCAGCUGGUAAAUAGCUGCUAUUGUUCUCUGACAUUUGAAAAAAUCUUAAUGAAACUAAUGUACCAUUAAUGUAAAUAUUGGCUACAUUUUGUAAGUAUAUAUUUGAUACUAGUUUCAUUUAAGAAACAGGAUAGCUUAGAUCAGUGGUUUAAAGAGUAAAGGAAAUUGGGAAGUAUUGCUUGAAGUUGGUUUUAAAUAAGUAAGUGAUGUUUGCAAAAAAGGUUCUGGGAAAGCUAAUAGAGGCUGUUCAGUUACCAAAGAUUGAAAACUGUCUUUCAUAAAUAAGGCACAACUUUGUGGUUCUGAAACUAUUUGUGGGUGAUACAGACUGGAAGUUUCACGGAAAUUUGAUUGCAUUUGGUAGGCUUCAUGUUCAGUUUUUGAAUACGUCAGAGAGCAGGUUUUCCUUCUAAACAUUAGGCCUGGUAUUGAAUAACAGUUGUUGUAGACUACCACAGUUCUCUGAAAUUGUGAUUAAGCAGACAUUUGUAUAACUAUCACUUCGGGGGGUGAAGAAGGGGAGAAACUUCAGCAUUACACAUUAUAACAAAGCUCUUUGCAGAAUGUGGGAAAUAUUUCAUUUUUGUGUCUGUCAGGUUUGUCUUUCCUUUCUUGAUUGAUUCUCGAACAGGAUGUGUUCAGACAAUGUAACUUAAAAAGCUCAUAAAAUAAAAUUGUACUGUCUCCACUACUUCAGUUCUGUACCUGUAACAAAUCUAUCUUCAUGGAUGUGGGGACCAUUUUGUUGUAGAUUUUUUGAACUCUGGAAGGUGACACACUGAGUACCCAGCAGUAGUGAUAAAUCAUCUUAUGUACUGCAGUAUUCUUGGCACUAAUUGUUCCUUGAAUAAAGUCAGGCUAUGACAUAUUCUUCUGUCAGAACUCUCCAUACAAUCUCAGGGGAAGUAUCUUCUACAAAAGCUGUUAUUCAGAAGAGUGUACUGGUCACAGAUAGUCAUCCAAUUUUCUGUGGUUCCAGUUUAUUAUGAGACUUAGCAUGCAUUCCAUGCCAUGACACGUGUAAUUUAGACACUUUUAAUGUUUGAAGCUUAAUGUUGUCAAAAAAAUUUGCAGGCUUGCUACAGUAUACAAAGGGAUCAAAUAAUUUGACAUAUUUAACUUUUAUAUGGAGAUAUAAAGGCCACUUGUUCAUUUUCAUUUUUAAAUAGAGCAACUCUUCAAAGAUAAAAAUGAUUAUAUAUUGCAGAAUGGUGCCAAGUGUGAUCCUAACUGUGGCAGGAAGUUAGCUGUACCACAUGUCAAAAUAUAGUUGCAUUAAAACGUGUUUUUGCAGUGUUGUUGCCGGCCCCUGUGGCCGAGGUUCUAGGCGCUUCAGUCAAAUCCUGCUUCAGGCAUAUAUCUGUGAGAUGUCCUGCACUGUUUGGUAGUUUUAGCAUAGAAAUAUACAACAGAAAAUGUGACUGCUAGCUGUUAAUUUAAAAUGUAAGAGAUCAGUGCUAACAGUAAAAAUGAUGAAAUAAACAUCUGAGGGGUUAAGAUAUCAAAAAUGUUAAGAGUAAUUUCUGUUGGGUCUUAUUCUGUACAUUCAAUGCACAGUUACAUGAAAAAUAUUUUUUCUUUCUUUCAUGUAGUUGCCAGAUCAGCUUUAUUAAUAUCCUUUCUUUAAAAAAGAAAGUUUAGAUUUCUGCUGUAGGUAAGUUGAUUGAAAAGCAGUCAUAUUACUAAAGUGUGUCAAAAGUCUUGUUACACACAGUCAGACAUAAACUAAAUUAGUAUGGGGCAAAGUGCAUGCAAGUAGUCAUUAUUUGUGGCUGAGCAAGUGGAAUGUAGUUCCAGGAUCAGUGAUCAUGAUAUUGCGCUGGAAACAUGAGAAGCAGAAACCACUUUUUUAUUGUGGUACCAGUGUCUUCAUUGAUCAUUUGAAGAAUUCAUGACAUUGCUCUACUUGGAACAAUAGCAAUGUAUACCUCGUUUCUACCCCAGUCUCUUUCUUAGAUAUAGACAUGAUGCUGGUACUUUCACCUGGAUUACAGUUUGUUUGUCAUAUAACAGCUGUCAAUGUUCCUCAGUGAAACUCCUCCCCCAAAAAAUCUGGGAAAUUCAUGAACUGAAAAGAGAAGGGUACAGUUGCAAUGCAAUUUGGGAACUUCACCAACCAAAUUUUGUCCCUCAAACUGCUCAGUUAGUUAACCAUAUAUGAAAUUAGUUUAAAGCUUGUUUUUGGGUACCCACCUGUAAGAUUUUUGGCUGUCAUUUGUUUAAGGAAAAAUGUGUGUAGGUAUGAUAUAUUACCACAAAACUGUAAUGUAUACUUAAACAUUUAGUACUGCUAUCUCUCUCUCUCUCUCUCUCUCUCUCUCUCUCUCUCUCUCUCUCUCUCUCUCUCUCUGUCUCUCUCUCUCUCUCUGAUUUACAUAUCAGCAUAUAAGAGCAAAUUCAGUAGAAGGUUUAAGCUUUGGCAGCUUAGCAAAGAAGACUGAUUUCUGCAGUAUUUACCAGUCACAUACACAAUUCUGUUUGACUAUUUUGGGAUGAAGCAAAGAAAAGGUUUUGGAAAGAGACUGAGAAAGUUGUCAGUGUAGGGGAAUAGAAUUUAUAUCCCUUGUCCUGUACAACUUUUUAUUUGAUAUGGUCUUUUUUUUUAUCUUAUCCAGAAAGAAUGAUUUCACAGUUUCUGAUAUGGGAACUUGAGUGGAAUUUUCAGGACUUUACACCAAAGUACUUUGCAUUUAACUCUUAAGAGUAUAUUCUAGAUGUUAAUAGUUAUUAUUUGUGUUAAAAAUAUUUUUGUAACACAUUUUCAUAUGAGACAAGGCUAGUUGUAUAAGUAAGUAGGUGAGCCAAAGAAUAUGCCAGAGGUAAUAUCUUCUGGAAGGAGUCUGUGAUUGUGUAGUGAAAAGGGAAAUGUAGGUAUGUGAAGUGUGUUUCUGUGGGUAAUGUUUGGGACUGAUUGUCAUGGAAUUUGUACUACCAUAUGAAAAUGUAAUGUAAUAGCCACAUAUAAAGCUUGUAUAGGAAUUGAGGUGUGUGCAGUAAUGUGUAAAUACAUUAAACAAUGUACCUGUGAGUAGUGGUUACGUCCAUAUCUGUUCAGUCUGGUUGCUGUGGUGUAUUCAAAUUGUCUGACAGUAUAGUUGGGUACAUCAGGCAUAGGUUGUUCAAAUCACCUUCAUUUUGUACAGGAGUACAUGGAAAAAUACUGUAGUGCGUUCCUCACAAAAGAAUGUCUCAGUUGCAAACUGCUUGUUUUCAAGCUACAAGUCAUCUGCCCAGGUGUUUGUUUUCUGCUGUAAAAACAAAAUUUAUUGGGAUGUCAUUACCUAUAGUUUUUGCCAUGUGGCAGCAUUGCCCUUUUUGAGUGCACACUGCUGCAAUCAGUGCAGAGUUGUAAUACACCAAAUAUCAAGUGUUUCAGUACCAGCAUGCACAUUUCUUUGGACGAUGAAUACUUCAUUUGCUGUACAUACAUGUUCAUACUGACACUAAAUCAGGUCACAUACCUCCCCACAAUUACUGAGAACACGGUUAUAUUAGUCUGGAUUUACAAUUAUAAUUCCACUUCAAAUAGACUUGAACAGUAAAUUAGGACAUGAAGUUGCAAGUAGAAAAUUAUAAUUUGUGUGUGCAUCACAUUAAGGUGCUUAAUUCAAACAGUUGUACUUGAAUAACUUACAUGCACAAAUCCUAACAUUGUAUUCUUAAUUCCAACAUUCCAUUUUUUUUUUAAUGCAAUGGUGACAAGUUUGCUCGUGGAUAUGCAUUAAUGAAACAAAUUUAUAUACGUGUUGUAAAAUUUGUGUGAGGGUAAUUACUUUGUGUAAAGUGGUCCACAAUCUUUGUAAAUGAUUGUAAUAUGAAGAGGAAACAUUGCCAUAUUAGAAAUAUUUGCUUCUGAGCAACACAAAAUGUGUGUUGCAUGCUUUUGGCAAUCAUGUUUUGACACUUUCUGUAUGUCAUAGUUCCAGGUGUUUCAAAGAUAAGCUUUACAGUAGUUGGCAAUGCAGUGUCACAGCUGUCUAUUUUUCAUAACCAUGUACUUGUGGUAAAUACAGUCAUUUUCUCAGUGUGUCAUGAAUGCUUAAUUAAAAAUAAAUCAAUGGAUAAAAUCUUA